UUUCGUAGGUACCUGUCAGCCACUCACAGAUGCUGUUGCGAUUAUACUUCCUGAUGCAGCUAUCCAAAUUUUAUGGUCCGAUUAUGUCAAAGAUAUUGGGGCUUUAUGGCAAGAGUGUGGCUUGGGAGAUUCCCCUAAGAAAAUUUACCAUCAUUUGAUGAUCUUGGUGCUUUCCGGGGAAGAUCGCAUCAAAGCAUGGAGUUCGUUGAUGAAGAAAUCCGGGCACACAGAACGGAUUUUUCUCAGCUAGGAAGCUUUUUCUAUCUUUUCAAGACUCGCUGGGACAACAAUUUAAAGCUCUUAGGAGCUCCCUUGGAGGCUCUCCAGGUUCAUCGCAGAACGGAGGCCGUUGGAAGAUAUCUUUCUGUUCAAUUCGGGUACAACAAGAAGAGUGUCGAAAAAUUAACACGUGUCCUCUAUGAAACGUUGAAAAGCGAAAAUGACCUGAUGAAGUCAUUUCAGAGUGGCGAAAAACGCCUUAUAAAGGACAAAACAAAUUCCUUCGUUCUGCCCCGAGAUGUCACCCAUUUCAUGACGGUCAAUCAGCAGUGCACCAGAAAAAGAAUUAGUUUGGCGAGUUUCUUCGCCACAUGCUUUAUGCCGCCAUUGCUGUCAAAAUUGCAUGGACUGCUGGGAGGCCCUGAAAAUCGCACAUCAGCAACCCCGCUUCUAACAUCAGACACUAAUAAUGGUGAAGCGCAAGCUGUAAAUUCUGGGUUUUUCAAGAGGAAGCAUGCUGCAAAAAUAGCAGACAUCAGUGCAUUGGCUUCAAUGAGUGGCUCAAAGAAGCAAUACACUGGUGGACCACGGCCGGAGUCUCCAGAGCCGUUAGGACAUGCUUCAGAUGAUGAAUAAUCGCUUUGGGAAUUCGACGGAUACACGUUUGCUAUUAAGCAAUCUCAAACUCAUAAAACUAAUCGUGUCAAUUUACUACUUGAGUCAGUUUAUAUGUCGAGCUUGAUUUUUGUUAUAUUCAUUUUAAUUAUUCUAUAUUAACUAUCAUAACUAUUGCGUUAAAAUUAUAGAGUGAAAAGAAACCCGUGAAACACCAACGUAUCUUAACAACAUUUUAUUUUUGUU
Messenger RNA from Fopius arisanus, 1080 nucleotides. RefSeq lists its product as uncharacterized. Bases 196 to 855 code for a protein of 219 amino acids. The record is from RefSeq and is a predicted model, not a curated record. The transcript has 5 exons. NCBI's taxonomy places the organism in Eukaryota, Metazoa, Arthropoda, Insecta, Hymenoptera, Braconidae.